ACCCGUAGCGCGCGAGCAGUCAGCCAGACGCGGACCAGACGCUCUGGUAGUCUGGUCAGCACUGCACUCUGCAGACUGCAGGCAGGCAGGUAAGCAAACCAAGCCUGCUGUCCCGAGAUGGCGGCGACCCUUCCAUCCCCGUCCACCGUCUCCGUCCCCUGCGCCCUCCGCGCUCCUGUCCUCUUCUUGCGGCCGAUCUCUCGGAACCCAUUGCUCUCGCUCUCCUAUAACAGAGCAUGCUGCGGCGGGGUCCGAUGCUCCGCCGUAAACAAGCCCUCUCCUUCUCCAUCCACUCCGGACAGCGAGGUAAGCUCCAUGGCGAAGAUAAGGAGUGAGGUCCUGUCCCCGUUCCGGUCGGUGCGGAUGUUCUUCUACCUCGCGUUCAUGGCCAGCGGCGCGCUCGGGGGCCUCAUCGCGCUCACGCAACUCCUACCCGCGCUGGCGAACCCCGCGAGGGCCGUCGGCGCCGCCGAGACCCUCAAGGGCCUGGGCAUCGACGUCGGCGCGGUCUCGCUCUUCGCGUUCCUCUACUCGCGCGAGAGCAAGGCCAAGGACGCCCAGGUGGCCAGGCUCGCGCGGGAGGAGCGCCUGUCCAGGCUCAAGCUCCGCGUCGGCGCUGGGGACGGGGAGAGCGGCGGCGGCAGGCCGUUCCAGCUCAGCGAGCUUAGGGGCACCGCGCGGCUCGUCAUCGUCGCCGGCCCUGCCGAGUUCGUCGCCGAGUCGUUCCGCAGGAGCCAGCCGUUCCUGAGGGAGCUCGCGGAGAGGGCCGUGCUGGCGGUGCCCUUCGCCACGGACGGGAACACGCUGGAGCUCCGUUUCGACGAGGGUGAGCGGGAGGAGAAGGACGGCGACGACAAAGACGACAUCGUUGCCAAGAAGAGCAGGAGGCUCUGGCAGCUCACGCCGGUGUACACAGCUGAAUGGGCACAGUGGUUAGACGAUCAGAAGAAGCUGGCCGGCGUGCCACCUGAUUCCCCCGUGUACCUCUCGCUCCGGAUGGACGGGCGAGUCCGCGGCAGCGGCGUCGGCUACCCGCCGUGGCAAGCCUUCGUGGCGCAGCUACCGCCGGUGAAAGGCAUGUGGUCAGGCCUUUUUGACGGGAUGGACGGCAGGGUGCUAUAGGCAAACGGGUGGCCAGAUUUGAGGAGCACGGCCGCUUCGCUGCGACAAGUUUAGCUAGCUCUGCAGAUGAAAGGGCAAUUAUCCAUCACUUUUUUCGCUUGACCAGUGUUUAUAAGGAUGUUUACUUGUUCAUAAGGAUUGAGAUGUGAGACGAUAUUAGUAGCAUGGGUGACGGUGUGAAAAUACAAACAGACAUCGGGUGCGUACUGUUCGUUAUAUACUGGACCCACAAGCGUUGGGGUAAAUCAGAAAUGGCAUAACCAUUUGGAUUCA
Messenger RNA from Phragmites australis (common reed), 1395 nucleotides. Its product is annotated as protein LOW PSII ACCUMULATION 1, chloroplastic. Bases 118 to 1122 code for a protein of 334 amino acids. NCBI's taxonomy places the organism in Eukaryota, Viridiplantae, Streptophyta, Magnoliopsida, Poales, Poaceae. The record is from RefSeq and is a predicted model, not a curated record. The transcript has 4 exons.